AUGAAGUUCUCACACUCGAUACAAUUUAAUGCUGUCCCUGAGUGGUCAUCAAAGUACAUCGCAUACACGACUUUGAAAAAGUUGAUAUAUUCUUUGCAAAGAGACAGUUUGAGAAGAAACUACGCCAACUUUGAUGAUACUGCAGAUUUAGAGGAGAACGCGCAUUUAGUGGGUGAGCAUUAUUCAAGUACAGCACAUUUAGAUGAUGAUGAUGAUGAUGAUAGUAAUCCUGCCAGAGUAUUUGAAGCAGCAUUAAAUGCUGAAUUGAAAAAAAUUGACACAUUCUACAAGCAGCAAGAGCAAUUCUUGUUUAGGAGCAUUGAUGACUUGGUGUAUGACAUUGAAGUAUUUGAACAAGAAAUUGCAGAAAAUUUGCAAGACAAGGGGAAUAAAAAGUUCAAAUCGAGAUUCGACCAAGCAAGACGGUUCUCAGCUACUUCUCAAGAUAAUUAUAUAACCAACACCACCGACCCUGAUACGGAGUUUACUCAAGGUGAAGGUGAAGACGACGAUGACGACGAGGAUGGAGUCGACGCUCAAGAAGAGAAUUAUAUCGAAGAGUUGGAGAGAGAUCGUAUUCUUGGCCCUCAAGCAAGAGGAAGACAAGUUAAACGUAUGGGGUCCACACCUAUUAUUCCACGAGGUGGAUCAAACGGCCAUGACCUACACCGUACAAAGUCAAUUGAUGACUACUUACAGUCACCCAAAUCACAAAACUUGUGGAACGAAUUGACAAAUGUCACAUCUACUGAAAACCGAUUACCACCGCAAUUGCUCCUACUUACCGAAAGUCGUAUUAUACUUAGAAAAAGAACAAUCGGGUUAUACACUACAUUAUCAGAGUUGAAGUCGUACAUUGAAUUGAAUCAAACUGGAUUCAAAAAGGCUUUAAAGAAAUUUGACAAGUCUUUGAACACCAAUAUCAAGGAAUCAUACUUGGAAUCAUUGCCCGAAAAUUCCUACAUAUUCAAAAGGGCAACUAUACAAAAGGUCAAUGAAAGAUUGGAAUCGUUAAUCAAAUUGUAUGCAUUGAUUUGUAACCAUGGCGACGAUUUUGAAACUGCUAGACAAGAAUUAUCAAUUCAUUUACGAGAACAUGUUGUUUGGGAAAGAAACACCGUUUGGAGAGAUAUGAUUGGAUUGGAAAGAAAGACCUAUGCAGCCAAUUCAAAGUUGGUGGAUAGAGUAGAAGGUGCCUUGAGUGAUAAAGAAACCGAGUUAAAAGCAAGUGGUGGAAGAUUGAGCUCAUUCAAUAUAUCAAUACGGAACCCCGUACUUGUGAAAUUGUUUGUCAUUGUGUCAGUUACUCUCAUCUUGCUCAAUGUGUCGCCAUUUGAUGAUGUUGCGCAAAAGAAUUGUUUUGCCAUGUUGGUUUGUGCGUCUUUACUAUGGGCUACUGAAGCUAUUCCAUUGUUUGUUACGUCCUUGUUGAUUCCGUUGUUGAUUGUGUUUCUCAAUGUGAUUAAGAAUGAUGACGGAUCCAUCAUGGAUUCGAUCGAUGCAUCCAAGUAUAUCUUGAGCACAAUGUGGAAUUCAGUCAUAUUGUUGUUGUUGGGUGGAUUUACUUUAGCAGCGGCAUUGUCAAAGUACCAUAUUGCCAAAUUGAUAUCCACCUGGAUCUUGUCUAAAGCUGGAACUAAUCCAUCAGUUGUAUUGUUAACCAUUAUGGGAGUUGCAUUAAUCGCGUCAGCUUUCUUGUCGAACGUUGCGGCGCCUGUCAUGUGUUUGAGUUUGAUUACACCACUCACCCGUACCUUGCCCAAGGGAUCUCAAUUCAUCAACGCUUUGAUCUUGGGCAUUGCAUUGGCUUCCAAUGUAGGAGGAAUGGCCUCACCCAUAGCUUCACCACAAAACAUCAUUGCUAUUGGCGCCAUUGAACCACAACCAUCGUGGGGCCAGUGGUUUGUCAUCUCGAUUCCCGUUUGUGUAUUGACAUUGUUGUUGAUUUGGAUGUUUUUGUUGAUCACAUUCAAUUGCAAUUCCAAAAACACACAUUUAGUACCAAUUAGGAUGAUUGAUGAUAAGUUCUCAGGUAUCCAGUGGUAUAUCUCAGUAGUAUCCGUGGGAACUAUCUUGUUGUGGUGUUUUGCAUCGAAAUUGACUGGGAUUUUUGGAGAAAUGGGUAUAAUCUCAUUGAUUCCAAUGAUCUUGUUUUUCGGUUCUGGCUUAUUGACCACUGAAGAUUUCAACAAUUAUCCAUGGAACAUUGUUGUGUUGGCCAUGGGUGGUACUGCUUUGGGUAAAGCAGUAGCAUCAUCUGGGUUAUUGAAUACCAUCGCAAUCGAAAUACAAAGACAAGUCGAAGGCUUCUCGUUGUUUGGUGUCACCCUCACAUUUGGAUUAUUGAUUUUGAUUAUGGCAACUUUUGUGUCUCACACAGUAGCAGCAUUGAUCAUUAUUCCAUUGGUGCAAGAAAUUGGAAAUAAUAUGCCGGAGCCCCACCCGAGAUUGUUGAUUAUGGCCAGUGCAUUGUUGUGUUCUGCAGCUAUGGGUUUACCUACCUCUGGGUUCCCCAAUGUUACUGCUAUUUGUAUGACUGAUGAAUUUGGUAAGCCAUAUUUGACAGUCAGUACAUUUAUAACCAGGGGUGUGCCCAGUUCAUUGAUUGCAUACGGGAUAAUCGUUACGAUCGGGUACGCCACGAUGAAGAUUAUAAACUUUUGA
Molecule: messenger RNA, 2664 nt
Organism: Lodderomyces theae
Lineage: Eukaryota; Fungi; Ascomycota; Pichiomycetes; Serinales; Debaryomycetaceae
Gene: PHO91
Product: Pho91p
Exons: 1
Coding region: 1-2664 (887 amino acids)
Biological process (GO): phosphate ion transport; monoatomic anion transmembrane transport; polyphosphate metabolic process
Cellular component (GO): membrane
Molecular function (GO): phosphate transmembrane transporter activity
Source: RefSeq, a predicted model, not a curated record